Molecule: messenger RNA, 2967 nt
Organism: Kwoniella botswanensis
Lineage: Eukaryota; Fungi; Basidiomycota; Tremellomycetes; Tremellales; Cryptococcaceae
Exons: 4
Coding region: 1-2967 (988 amino acids)
Biological process (GO): protein phosphorylation
Molecular function (GO): ATP binding; protein serine/threonine kinase activity
Source: RefSeq, a predicted model, not a curated record
AUGAGCGCACAAUCAAAAUCGAUUGGAAAGGAGCAACCGUCUCCAACACCUGAAGUCGAAGAGAAGGAGACUCCUCAAGAAGUCACUUCCACCACAGGCAGCGAUGACCAUAACUCCGAGCAAGACGAGGAUGAACCAGUCCCCUCUUUAUGCGACUCUUGGCUCGUAACCAUCCCCGGUGGAUACAUGGAAUAUGAAGGCACAUUCUACGAAGUACGAAGAGUACCCAACACUCUUUCCGAUCGCUUGAUGAGCCAAGCCGAUUUCGGCAUUCUACCUCGAACCACUGCUCCUGGCUUGCUCAUUAACGGUGACAAGGUUGAAAAAAUGAAUGCUAAACAAACCGAAGCUAGAAAGAAGGAGCUUAUUCCUAGUGGAGAAGUCUUCGAAACUGCAGAUGGUAAAUGGGUCGAUCAACAAGGUCUCGACGACACCCAACUUGCUAUUCAAUCCGAUCUUUUCCUAUCACUUCCUAUCAUUAAAGUCGAUCCCAUAAUUCAUCAUGCCAAAGUCCCAAGAUGUCUCGACGAGAUCAAACACUUAUUUGCUGUUCAAGGUGUUCCUUACCUGGUACAGCUUGUGGGAAGAACCGAAGAAGGUAGAAUGGUCAGUCUCAAAUUUGGUCAAGAUCUCACCAGCUGGAUCCUGGGACCAUUCGUCGACGGUGCAAAAGUUCAACUUCCUGAAGAAUGGAAAUAUCAAUGGGUUGUCGACAUCGUCUUAGGUUUGCGAAACUUGCACAAGAGAAAUAUCCUUCACGCCGACCUAACCACCAAUAACGUUUUGUUCGACAAAGACCACGCGAUUCUGUGCGAUUUAGAAUCAGGUCCUCAUACCGAUCACCUCGUCCCUCCAGAGCUUGCUCAAGGUAUCGUCAAAGAUUUCAACGCCAAGAUGGAUAUUUAUGGUUUAGGAACGUUGCUCUGGUGUAUUGAGAAUAGGAACAUGCCUAGAGCUCAUAGGAAGCUUGAAUGUACGGGAGUAUUUGCCGAUUUGAUGUCAAGAUGUAUGGCGGAUGAUCCGGAUCUUAGACCUACUUUGGAUCAGAUCAUCGAGGAACUUCGAAAGCUUCCUGAGACUAAAUCCCUCUUCCCGAAUGAACCUUCAACCACCAAUCCCGAUAAGUGUGCCGCCAGUUCUUCCAUUCAGGGUACUGUAUCCGACCAAGCUCUCAUCCCCGAUCCCAAUUCCUGGUCAUACACACAUACUGGUGCAGUGCCUCUCCGAAACCAAGACGGUACUGUUGACACUAGGAUAGACGUUGAAGCUUCUCAAUUGGCCAGCGAAUCUGAUAUCUUGACGUCUCUUCCUGUCAUCGAAGUCGAUCCGAAAAUCCAUCACGUUAAAUCUCCACGAUCGGUCAACGAGCUAAAGAACCUUAUUUCAAUUCAAGGUAUUUCAUACUUGGUACAACUACUCGGUCGAACUACGGAUGGGAAGAUAGUCACUAUGAAACAUGGUGAUCACACAUUGUUUGAUUGGAUCAAUGAAAUCGGGAAGAAGAUUUCUAAAGAAUGGAAAUACCAAUGGGUAGUCGAUAUCGCUUUAGGUUUAUUAAAUCUUCAUCAGAAGAACAUCGUCCACAAUGAUUUGGCUGAUCAAAACAUCUUGCUUAAAGAUGAUCACGCUAUCAUAUGCGAUCUGGAAUCUGAACCUACAACUUUGGAUAUACUACCACCAGAAUAUGCUCAAGAUUCUUGUGCUAUCAAAGAGAAAAGUGCGGAUAUCUACGCCUUGGGUGUUUUGUUGUGGUCAAUCGAAAACAAGAAUUCCGCUAGACCUCAUAGAGCUCUCGAAUGUACUGGUAUCUUCAAGGAUAUCAUGUCAAGAUGUCUUGCUACCGAUCCUAACGAUAGACCAACAAUCGAUCAAGUCGUCUACAAGCUCUGGAGACUCCCUCAAACCCGCGCUUUAUUCCCUGUGGGAUACGAAGCUCGAGAAGCUAACCUGCCCAACGACCACCCAGCGGAUGUCGACAACGGUCAUCAGGUAAAUACAGAUGCUGGAGACGAAGAAAAGACUGUAUACCAAAUCGACGGACCUCAGCGAUUACCAUGGCUAAAUUGGUUGUAUAACGAUAAAGGCGCUGUCAUCUCUUACAACGGCAUAUUCUACGAGAUCAUCAGAAUACCCGACACAUUUUCCGAUCGAGUCAUUAAUCAAAGAGCAGAUUUACCUUUCGUUCCUUGGCAAUCAGCUCGUAUCAUCGGCGACAGGAUAGAGAAGAUGACUGAAACGGAGCUCGCCAUUAGUCGAAGCGGCUGUCAGGUUAAUAAAGAAGGUGAACUGGUGCCAAUCCAUGAUGGGUCUUUCGAAGCUGAGAGGGAUCAAGAAGUACAACUCACCAUCGAAUCUGAUAUCUUCAAUUCUCUUCCCUUGAUCGAGUAUGACGAGCGACUUCAUCAUGCAAAAUCACCAAGAACGAUUCAAGAAGUGCAAAACCUGAUCAGUGCUAGAGGGGUUCCCGGCUUGGUACAGGUGAUGGGCAGAACUCAAGACAAUCAACUUGCUACGAAGGAGUUUGGCAAGAGCCUUUCGAAUUGGAUAACCGAUAGAUCCAUGGAAACAUCCCAACAAACCAAGGUGCAAUGGGCUGUCGACAUCGCUAGAGCUCUUUGCCAAUUGCAUCAACGAGACAUGUUACACAAAGAUCUCUCUGCCAACAAUGUUUUGAUCGAUGGUGAUCUUGCUAUCCUCUGCGAUCUAGAAUCAAGAUGGACUACCGGAUGUGCAAGACCUCCCGAAAAUUGUCAAGGUGCAGAAUACGAUAAACGAGCGGAUGUCUAUGGAUUUGGUACUCUCCUAUGGUCCAUUGAGAAUAGGAAUAUGCCUAGACCGCAUGCGUCUUUGCAAACUAGUGGCGUAUUCAAGGGAAUCAUGCGAAAAUGUCUAGAUAACGAUCCUGCUAGACGACCUACCAUCGAUAAGGUUUUGGCCGAACUUGAGAAACUCAAAUAUAACAGUUGA